This is a messenger RNA of Dermacentor andersoni, 684 nucleotides long. The record is from RefSeq and is a predicted model, not a curated record. NCBI's taxonomy places the organism in Eukaryota, Metazoa, Arthropoda, Arachnida, Ixodida, Ixodidae.
AUGGACAUCGACAGACUCAAGCGAAAAAGGGCCGUGGCGCGAACUUCUACAACGAAGCUGAUCAAUGAAGUAUCCACCAUGGACGACAGCGCAUCAAUCGGUGAGCUGGAAGAAAAGCUAAAUCUUCUUACUCUUAAAGAAGACGCACUGAAAGAGCUAGAUCGGGAGAUUGAAAAAGGCGUUGAAGAUGAAGCUUUCGAAGAGGAAAUUGCAUGCUCCGAAAUGUACGGAGAAAAGACCAUCGUGGCUAAAACAAAGGUACAACGCAUGCUACGCGACUUUAGCUGGACAAAUGUUUCAUCAGAUCGCACACUAAACUCCUCAGAUCAAAGAGAAUCUAGCGCAAACGAUUCGCAAAUACGCCCCACCGUAAAGCUACCAAAGCUCGAAAUCAACAAAUUCAACGGAGAGCUUCGAGAGUGGCAAGGGUUCUGGAGUCAGUUUGAGUCGACUAUCAAAGCUAACCAGAACCUCUCAAACGUAGACAAAUUCAAGUACCUCAACAGCUACUUGACAGGAAAGGCGGCGGCUGCGGUAGCAGGACUUGACUUGUCGGAAGGCAACUACGAUGUCGCUCUCUCGCUAUUGAAGGAGAGGAAGACCACAUGUCACGGCUGCUUAACAUCAAGCCAGUGCGUGACUCACGGAAUCUCGGUCAACUGCGCAGCCUCGUCGACGAAGUAG